This is a messenger RNA of Kazachstania africana CBS 2517, 741 nucleotides long. It is a transcript of the gene ASI2, whose product is annotated as Asi2p. The transcript has a single exon. The coding region runs from base 1 to 741 and encodes 246 amino acids. The record is from RefSeq and is a predicted model, not a curated record. Lineage: Eukaryota; Fungi; Ascomycota; Saccharomycetes; Saccharomycetales; Saccharomycetaceae.
AUGUCUGGAAAUGAUCCACAGGAUGAUGAGUUACUCUAUGAGGAGUACCUUACGUUACAGGAAACGAAUAACGAAACAACAAGUACGUCUAGAACGGCAACACCGAUGCCACCACCGUCACCGUCACCUCAGGAGAUAAGAAAUACAAUAAGCACAAUUAUACAUUCUCUAGAACAUGAAAUACCACCCACAAGAGGAAAUGGACCCAAUGAAAGAGGGUUACCUAUAUUUGCCAACAGAAGAACAAAUUACUUAAGAUCAUUAGUAAGAAACCUACUGUUGCUAGACUAUUUCAUCAUGAUACUGCUAUUCCCAUUUUCAAUAUAUAACAUAAUAAGGAGUGGGUUCAACUCCAUGACAUUAUCUCAUAAUAACGACUUCAUCAAUGAAAUUUACACAUAUUUUGUCUAUUUCAAUUCAUUAAAUUUCGAUUUGCAAAAUAAAUUUGGAUUAUUGGGCAAAUUCCAUAACAUCGUAUUAUACAAUUUCAUGAAUAUAAUUAGAUUUGUUGAAAAUAGCAAUUUACUAGAUACCAAGUGGAAGAAUGUAUCGAUAAGAAUAAUCCAUUUCGGCCUCAUUAAAUCACUGACGACAAUCAUAUACUGCAUUUAUGGGUUUGGAGGUACCAUUUAUCUUAUUGUCAGUGGCUUUUUCUUUGUUUUAUGCUUUACUAUUGCCAUUAAUAGAAGAUACAAGGAAGUAUCCAAGAUAUUUAAGCAAAACUUUGUCACUGACAAUUAG